GUCACGUCUACGUGCGGCCCGGGGCGUGUUUGACUAGUAGCAACUGGAGAACGACAAGCGUCUCUGCUCGGCUGGUCAACAUUCUCUUCAGCACCCUGAACUUCAAGGACGCCAAACGCAGCCAAACUCUCCAUCGAGCGCGAUCUAGGUUAUAAACCAUGAAGCUAUUUUGGGCCAUCAGUGUCCUUGUGUUGAGCUGCUGGCGGGCCAAUGCAUCCACAGCGGGCUUCAUCAAGUCUCCCCUUUCCGUCACCAAGCUGCUCGACGACAGCGCCGAGCUGCAUUGCGAGGUGAUAGGCAGCCCCAUCCCCGAGGUGCAAUGGUGGUUCAUAGAGGGCCAAGAGCCCAACGAGACGGCCGUGCAACUCUUUGACGGGGCGCGCGACGACCGCGUGCAGAUAAACGCCACGUACGUCACGCACGCCACCAGCACCGUUCGCUUCACCCUCCUCGCCCUCGACGACUCCGGCACGUACGAGUGCCGCGCCUCCAAUGACCCCGACCGCAAUGAGCUGAGGAAGACGCCAAAAAUCAAGUGGAUCCGCUCACAAGCAAACAUUAUUGUCAUUGAACCACCAAACAUCAUCACCGAGCCUUCCGAGGUCAACAACCAGACCUCGGCUGUGCUGAGCUGCAAUUUGACCGACACCACUCUCGUCGUCAAGGGCUCGCACUGGACGUACAAUGGCAAAGUCAUCGAGUCGUCUGAAUCCACGGCCACUGGCCACAGCACGGUUCUGAAAUUGGACAAGAUCACGCACAGCUCUGGUGGAAAGUAUGAGUGCGUGUUCCUGAGUGAGCCACAAGUGAAGGAAACAAUUGAAGUCAAAACCAUCCCGCACGUGGCCGCCUACAAGCACUCCGAGCACGGCAACGAGAAAGACAAAGGCGUGAUGGUGUGCGUCAGCCAUGGCUACCCGCUGCCGACCGACUGGACCUGGUUCAAGGUCCAAGAUGGCGUCCAAACGGUAAGCAACAUGUCGCCGCUUGACGGCCGGCACCUCGCUAACGACGCCUCCCGUCCUCAGCCCAUCAUCAACGGCACCAGCGACAAGUACGAGAUCAAGAGCACCCCGGAAAAGACGGUGCUGACCGUCAACGACCUGAACAUGGAGAAGGACGUGGGCGACUACACCUGCUCGGGCACCAGCGACAUCGGAACCAACACCGACAAGAUCCACCUGCGCGUCCGCAGCCGCCUUGCUGCCCUGUGGCCCUUCCUCGGCAUCGUGGCCGAGGUCAUCAUCCUGGUGACCAUCAUCCUCAUCUACGAGAAGAGGAGAAAGCCCGACGAUGUCACCGACGAUGAAGACUCAGGCGCGGCUCCACUGAAGAGCAACUCCAAUGCCAACCACCAAGACAAGAACGUGAGGCAAAGGAAUUCCAAUUAAAGGGCCCAAGCUGUCCCGCUGCACCUCGUCCCGCGGCCCUGCAAUGUCAAAUAACCUUUUUAUUUUCGAGUGUUAAUGUUCUUAAGGCUGAUUCCCCUCUUGUUCUCUAAUAAUCUUCACCGAGAGCUUAGUGUGUGUGAAAUUGUCUUUUGCUUGAGGCCACAGGGCCACCACUGUUGCAUGAGUUUCAACACUGUCGUAGCCAAAUGUGUGUCUUUUGUAACAUAAUAAAAAAAAUAUAAUCAUCACAGGAUCUGAAAUGAGGAAUGCGAGUUAGUGCUCAUGUUUCCCUGACAACCUUUUCAAAAGCUGUGGAUCGCUGCCAUUCUUUACACUUUAAUUGGUUGCUUCAGAAAUUCCUCUCAGCAAAGCUCGAAGCAGCUUUUCCGUUUUCCAAACGGCCUUGCUUGGCCCUGAGCGGCUCGCUUUUGAAUUCCCACUUUCUGACACCGCCACAUCAUGUCGAUUAAUUGGCGCCUGUUGGAACGGAAAAGUGACCGGGUGUCAGGAACCAAAAAUGGAAAAGCGGCUUUAGACUUUGCCUAUCUGUCUCUCUUACCACUCUGAAAUGUGACUUUAAGAUUAAAGUAUUCUACUUGUUUCUUUUUACCGCCAUAGGAAAUUAUUUGAACAACUUUUUUUUCUCCCAUAUUUCAUGUUUUUGUUUUGUUUAAAUAUAUGUAUAUGUUAUAUGAAGGACCAACUGCAAAAAAAAUGUAACGGCAGUUGCCACAUUGAUAUAACCCACAUUUUACUUCAUUGAUCUAAAUUCAAACACAGUUUUUUCAUGUGGGGUGAGAAGCGAAUCAUUUCGCUGUUUAAAAAAAGAAACACAGAAUGCAAUCUGCCCGAGUCUUGUUGUGAUUGGAUGUUGCUGUGUCAUAGUUAUCAACUAUACAUGAAAAGAUCUUAAGCCAGAUUUGUGUAAGUUAGCAAGAAUGUCACCAUCUAAUGUACAACUUGCACAAACUGAAUAAAAUUAUCUAAUUUUA
This is a messenger RNA of Syngnathus acus (greater pipefish), 2383 nucleotides long. RefSeq names its product basigin (gene bsg). The transcript has 8 exons. Gene Ontology annotation, biological process: cell-cell adhesion. Gene Ontology annotation, cellular component: cell-cell junction. The record is from RefSeq and is a predicted model, not a curated record. Lineage: Eukaryota; Metazoa; Chordata; Actinopteri; Syngnathiformes; Syngnathidae. Gene Ontology annotation, molecular function: cell adhesion molecule binding. The coding region runs from base 159 to 1391 and encodes 410 amino acids.